Messenger RNA from Bathycoccus prasinos, 2304 nucleotides. RefSeq lists its product with no specific name. The transcript has a single exon. Lineage: Eukaryota; Viridiplantae; Chlorophyta; Mamiellophyceae; Mamiellales; Bathycoccaceae. The record is from RefSeq and is a predicted model, not a curated record. The coding region runs from base 1 to 2304 and encodes 767 amino acids.
AUGGAGAGCGCGAGAGAUGGGGGAGACGAAAACGGCGGCUUCGAAGAAAAGGACGACGACGAAGAAGAGGACGGCGACGAAAACAGAGAAGGUCGUGGAAAAAUCACAUCCUUUUUGCAACGUUCUUUGACGAAACGCUUCGCGAAACUUCUGGAAAAGACCGAGGAAAGAGUCGAGCGGUUGGAACGGAAAACAGAAGAGCAGAGGAAACGAGAGGAAGAAUUGACGGAAUCGUUCGCGGAGAAAUUCAGAAACUUGGUGAAACACGUGAACGGGAAGUUGGGGGAUAUUCGAGGUCGCGUGUCUUUCGUUGGAGGAGAUGGAGGAAAAGAAGGAGAUGGAGGAAGCGCCGCGAAGCCAAAAGGAAUCGACGAGGACGACGGAACAAACACACGCGGCGGUAACGAAAAUGGUGCUUCAGGUGUGGCUGCUCUGAAUAACAAAGAACUGGAAGAAGGAAUCAAUCGAAUGGUGGAGCAGAAGGUGAAAGAGAUGCUGAUGGAGGAGGAUGGCGCGCUCGCUCCGGGCCUACGCGCGCUAUGGGAAGAGAUGGAGAAAAAAGAAGCGCGAGAGCUCAAGAAAAAGUUGAAGGAGUUGGAGCAACGAGCGAGAGCGAAAGAGAUACGAGCGAAAAAGAGAGAGAUGAAAAGAUUGCAACGAGAGUUGGAGGAUUUGGAGGAGUCGGAUGAAGGAAGAGAGGAAAGGAGGAAAAGAAAGCGGCAAAGGCGAGAAGAAGAGGAGGAAGAAAGCGAAGAACAAAGUGAAGAAGAAGAAGAAGAAGACGAUGAUGAUAGCGAUAACGAUAGCGAGGCGACGGAUAAUUCGGCAGAGGAGGUCGUGCAUACUGAUGCGGAUGAAGAAGACGAUUUGGGCGGUUUUAUAGUUCCAGACGAAGAAGUCGAAUUACAAGGUCGCGAGCGUUUGAAACCUCUCGAUCCCAGUUAUCUACCGGAUAAAAUCGACAAGGAUUGGAAGCAAGGGGUUGAAGCAAACUCGGGCGUGGGAUCAUUGCCCGGGGCAACGCAGUACGCGAAAACAGUCGACAAAAUUGCACGGUACGCGAGUACGAUAGAAGAUGCCACCUUAAAUCACUUGAAAACGAAUCGGGAACGAGUGGUACCAACCCGCAUAGAAUCUUCGGAAGCAAGAAAGAUUAAAGAGGCGAAAAGACGGCGUCCAAAAGUCCUCUGGUCUUUGGAGGAAGUGCAGGCAUUAGUUGCUGGGGUCAAACUGUGCGGUAAAGGCCAGUGGGCGGCAAUAAAAUCUUUGACUGAUGAAAAUAUUUCAGGCGCUUUGCUCCGGCGCUCAAGUGGUGAUUUGCAAAUUAAGUGGCACAAUUUGACGCAAAGUUUGGCUUUUUCACCGGUGUCUUUAAAGACACGUGAGAGGAUGACGGGCAUUCCGGAGAGUUUGCUGGAGGAAAUUCGAUCGCUCGCCUGCGUGGAAGAGGAAGAAGAAAAAGAAAAAGAAAAAGUACAGUUGCAACGGCAACAACGAGUUCAAGAAGAACACUUGCAACAGCAACAACAACGAUUGUUGCAGAGGCAAAAUCAACAAAGAGUACUAGAAAACUUCUUAGCCCAACAUCAACAAAAGAAAGCCGAACAAGCACAGCAAGUGUACCAACAACAACAGAUGUGGCAACAACAACAGCAGAUGUACCAUCAUCACCAGCAGAAGCAGCAGCAGCAACAACAACAACAACAACAACAACAACAACAACAACAAGCUCCUCCACCGACUGAUUACGAGCAGAUUCAGCGGCAGCAGCAGAGACAAAAGCAUUUAGAAACUCAAUACAAAGCUCUGGAAGUGAUCAAAUCCGAGCUUAGAAAGACUCCGAAUGCGAAGUACUUCUUGGUACAAGGUAAACAGCAUCCAAAAUCCAAAAUGUUGGAGACUGCGAUCAAGCUACUUUCCCGCAUCCGUGAGAGGGUCUUCAAGCUAAAGAAAGAAGAGUACGUCGCGCUCAGGAACUCGCAUGCAAAAGGAUUCGACGCGCUGAACGCCCAUCAUCAAAAGGUGCUCAAGGAUGCGAUUGACAACAGAACGAAUGAGCAACAUAUUCAGGUUUUAAAAGACGUGCGCGAGAAGCUAACGAAAGAACUACUGGACGAGGCUCGAUCAAAGGAAGAGGUGCACGUAGCGGAGUUCAAAAAAGAAAAGAAAAGAAUACACGAUGAAAUUGCAUUUUUUCAGAGUAAAUUGGAGAAGGUGCAACAGGAUGAGAAAUCUAAUGAACGAAAGAAAUCGGAAGAAAUGACGCGAGAACCUGCAGAAGUCAUCGAGUUAGACAGCGAGUAA